GAAAUAGAAAAAUAAAUGACAAAUCUCUAUCACUUCCAGGUGUACAAUAGUAUAGCCAACCACUUCAGUGACACCCGGACCAAGUUGUGGCCCAAUGUGACAGAGUUUUCUGCUCUCCUUUCCUCGGGCUCAGUUCUCAUUGAUGCUGGCUGCGGAAAUGGAAAAUAUUUUGGUGCUAACUCUCUGGUAUUCCAGGUAGGGUUUGACCGCAGUGAAGGCCUGGCAGAGAUCACCCGCUCUCGGGGCCAUGAGGUUUUCGUGGGCGACUGUCUUCAUCUACCUGUGCGGGACGGACUAGCCGACGGUAUCAUCAGUUGUGGCGGUGCUCCACCAUCUGUCCACACGGGAACGGCGGCUGAGCGCGGUGCGUGAGGAUGGCCCGCGUGCUGACACCAGGCGGCCGAGCACUCAUCACCGUGUGGGCCCGGAGUCAGACGCAGCAGGACCUCUCAGCGUACCUCAAACAGGACCGUAAAAAACAGAAGGAGAGACGCAGAUUCUUGGUCCCAACAUCGAGAUGUUUCCCAACAACCCGAGUGCUCACAGUGACAUCACUUUAAUUUCUGAGAAGCCCUCUCGAGAACCACAAGAAUGCUUCUCAGAUUUAAAGAUCGUGGAAGAAAAUGAAGCCAGGACCGUAGAGAACGAUUCGGCUUGUGAGUGUUUAAAUUUUAAACUGCCUGUUCACAAGGCCCGGACGGAAGUUUCAACAUCCCGAUGUGCUUGUGCCGUGGAAGGUCAAGUCAAAAGAAACAAACCACCAAGUGAAGGAAGUCUUUCCUAAGAUAUUACCAUGUUUUCGAAGAAAACGAACUGAGUGAAUUGUGCACUGUUUUUGACGGAUAUAAAAAUACUGCAAACCUACUAUACAGAAGGAAAUUGGUGUAUUAUUUUCGAAAAAGUGAAGUCAUAGCAUUUAUUGCAAUCAGUUUUUAAUUAUAUUUUUUACAUUGGUCGUGUAA
Messenger RNA from Homalodisca vitripennis (glassy-winged sharpshooter), 962 nucleotides. Its product is annotated as tRNA (carboxymethyluridine(34)-5-O)-methyltransferase-like. Bases 16 to 372 code for a protein of 118 amino acids. Gene Ontology annotation, biological process: tRNA wobble uridine modification. The record is from RefSeq and is a predicted model, not a curated record. NCBI's taxonomy places the organism in Eukaryota, Metazoa, Arthropoda, Insecta, Hemiptera, Cicadellidae. The transcript has 2 exons. Gene Ontology annotation, molecular function: S-adenosylmethionine-dependent methyltransferase activity; tRNA binding. Gene Ontology annotation, cellular component: nucleus; cytoplasm.